AAAGAGAGGAAGAAAAAAAGAGAGAGAGAGAGAGAGAGAGAGAGAAAAGAAAAGAAGUAAUUUUUGGUUGAAUUGCUUCUCUUUCUACUCCUUUUGCUGCCAUUAAACAAUGAAAAUGGCAGAUUCCCAAUCAUCCUAUCCCCUCUAUAGGAAACACCCAUCAUAGCAUCCAACCAUCCUUUUCACAUUGGAACCCGAGCUUUUAAGUCAUUCCCUUUGGCCACCACCACCACCUUCUUCUUCUUCUUCUUCUUCUUUCUUCCAUUUCACCUCCUUUUCUGUUGUAAGUCAAAUCACUCUCUCUCCCUCUCUCUCUCUCUAUUUCAAUUUUCAUUCAUGGAUCCUUCUUCCACUUCUGUCAAUGGUUUCUACUCCUUCCUCACUCGUGGCAUCGAUGAUCUUGAACGCUCCUUCUCCUCAAACAACUUCAUGUCGAUCCAAUUCCUUCAACGGGUCAUCUCUCUUCUCCGCUCCUUCCAUUCCCAGCUCACCCUCUUGGUUCAGAAGCUCCACCUGCCUGUUGGAGAGAAAUGGCUCGACGAGUACAUGGACGAGAGCUCCAGGCUCUGGGAAGCAUGCCAUGUCCUCAAGUCCGGCAUCUCCGGCAUGGAGAAUUAUUAUUCAGCUGGCAUCGAGGUGGCAUCUUCCCUCGAUGGACACCGCAAUCCAAGCAUCCAGCUCUCACGUCAGGUCAUGCGGGCAAUCUCCGGGUGCCGCAGAGAAGCCAUGGGCUUGGAAGAAGAGAACAGAGUCUUGAUGGAGAACAGAAUCCAACCGCUCUCGCUCCGUUUUGAUGAGAAGGUCUCGAUUGAAUCCAAACUCAAUGGAUUCAAUGGUUUCAGGGGCGUUCUCUAUGCGAUGAGGAAUGUCAGCUCUCUCCUCCUCAUGAUCUUGCUCUGGGGACUGGUCUGUUGCUGGCCUGAUUCCAGCUCCCGCCGAGGCGUGGAGGGCUGUUUGUUUUUUGGGUCGGCAUUCAUGGUAUCGACGGCGAGGCUUCAGCAGCGGGUGGUGGCGGAGAUUAACAGGAUCGAUGGGCGGCCAGGGAUUCUGCUGUAUGAGUUCCGGAGGGCAAGGAUUUCAAUGGACGAGCUGCGAGCAGAGCUGGAUAGGAGGUCUCAAGGGAUGAUCGAAUGCGAAGCCGAUGGGAAUUUCCGUGAAAGGGUUGAGAAUUUGAAGGGGUGUUUUGGGAUGUUGAAAUCAGGAACUGAGAGUAUUGCAGGACAGCUUGAUGAUUUCUUCGAUGAGAUUGUUGAAGGGAGAAAGAAGCUGAUGGAUAUUUGUAGUCACAGGUAAGAGAGAGAAGAUUAUGAAGGGAGAAGGGAAAACAGGUUUUGGGAGGAUUCUGUUUUUGUUUUUCUUUCUUUUGUUUCCUCUUGUUUUUGCAGUUACAGUUGAAGAUUUUGCAGACAGCAUUGCAAGAAGAAGAAGAAAAAAACAGGUUUCUAGUGAGAAAGAAAAAAUACCCAUCUCCAGUAAAGAGGAUUAAAAAAAAAAAAAAAAAAAAACAAAUAUUCCACUUCAAUGGAAAUUCAGGCAAUCUAAACAGCAUCUUCUCUCUGUAAAUUUCUUCAAAAGGGAAAAUGAUAUCUUCUUCUUGUCUCACAAGGCAUUACAAACAAAACCCAGUUACAUAUAUGAAGUAUAUCUGCAUAUGGUUAUUGAGAUAUGAAAACCAGAAAAUAGAAACCUUUCUCUUUCA
Molecule: messenger RNA, 1699 nt
Organism: Magnolia sinica
Lineage: Eukaryota; Viridiplantae; Streptophyta; Magnoliopsida; Magnoliales; Magnoliaceae
Exons: 2
Coding region: 337-1293 (318 amino acids)
Source: RefSeq, a predicted model, not a curated record